UCUUCUCUCUUUCCCUAUUUUCUUUUGUUGCAUUAUUCAUAUGGAAAACUACUACCGUAAUAAAACAAUAAUAAUAACAGGCGCAACUGGUUUUGUAGGCAAAGCCAUCUUGUGGAAUCUACUUAGAGUAGCAGGUUCUGUUAUUGACAAGGUGUAUGUGCUUAUUCGACCUAAACGAAUCCCGAAUGGAAGUCCAUCUCAACGUAUCCUAGACGAGAUUAUAAACACACCUGCCUUUAAAAAGUUACUAGUAGAACAUUUCAACAAUGAUAGAGAGACAUUUAAAAGUAAACUUAUACCUGUCUCAUAUGAUUUGACAUUGCCACAUAUGGGGUUGUCUAUGGAUGACAGUGCACAACUUAAAGAUACAAAUAUUGUGAUUCAUUGUGCCUCUACUUCAGAAUACGAGAAUUCCCUCGAAUGGAAUUUAGAGACAAAUGUGUUGGGAACAAUUCGUUUAAUGGAUUAUUUAGAUGGUUGUGAUAAUGUCUGCUCUUUUGUUCAUUUAUCACCUGCACAUAUUUACCAAGAACUACCAGAGGGUUGUAUGAAUGCUAGCAUAUCAGAAUAUGUCUACGAUAUUGGAUUUGGAGACCCAGAAAAGUUCUUAAAAGAGCUUCUUGGCGCAGAAGAGAAAGAAUUAACAAAUCUUAUCAAGCGCAUAUUACAAAAGUAUUCUACACUCCAUUUGUUCACAAAAGCUCUUGUGGAACAUUUGAUUAUUAGACGAGUCGAACAAAUGAGAAACGAACAAAGUCAAGGUGGAAAGCAACCCUAUCCACUUGCUAUUUUUCGUUCAAAUUACAUUGGUCCUAGUUUAAAGGAACCUAUGCCAGGCUGGACAAGUGGCGUAUCUGGAGUGUCUUCCUGGCUGGCAUUGUAUGGUUAUGCAAUUCCUAUUAUACAGCCUGAUCAAGGGCCGAGAUCAGCCAAUGUUGUUCCUGUUGAUUAUGUAGCUCAGGGUAUCAUUCGUGCUAUUCCUCAAUUGACUUACCCAGGGGAUAAUUUUAUUUUACCCCUCGCUUACAAUGUCAACAAUCUCGCACUCGCUUCCACUAAUGACGAGAAUACAUCCAUUAAUUACUUUCCUUAUGUCUUCCACAUCGCUACUGACAAUGAGCCCAUUACUUGGUAUGAAGCGUAUACAGCUAUUCAGGAUUAUUGGAGUAGGCCAAACAACCGUAUGCUGACAUCUGAUAAACUGCCACCAGCCAGCAAUUAUUUUAACUCAAACAAGACACUAUCAAAAGCACGAUUUUUGAUGCAGUAUUACUUUCGAUCAACAGCACCUGCACCACCUAAACCCAUCAUCAAUCACCACAACUCAAUGCUACUCUCAAACAACAAUGGACCUAUGCUCUAUAGCUCAAAUAGUUUUACAAACAAAGCUGAUCUCUUUCAACAGAAUGAUCAACAGAAAUGGAUGGAGCUGGCCUCCAGUAUUCGUAACAAUUUGGCAAGACAGAAUAGAUAUAAUUGGCAGUACAGUUCAUUUAAGUUUAGACAACUGGUUGGGGAAUACGAUUCACCUGGUCAUUUUGAUUGGUACAAUUAUUUCUUGCAGAGCUGUUAUGGUGUUCAUGUUAAUACUAUGCACUCUGGCCCACAUUUGCGUACCAUUGUACUGCCUAGUCACACAGAAUGUGCACUUUAUUCUUCUGUCAAAAGUGGCAACAGUACAACAUCUAUUAUUGACGCACCAUUCCAGAGUGUGAUUUAUACAGAAGAAGAAAUGAGACAGAGAAUACAACGUAUGAUUGAUAUCACCAUUUCGUCUCUUAGAAAUCCAGCUCAGUCAAUACAAGAUGAAAAAGAAUGGAAGCCUAUCUGGAUUGAAUAUUUGAACGAUACGCUCGAAGACUGGUGUGAUGAGGGCACAGCAAAAUCGCAGGAAAUAUUGCAAAAAAAGCAAGAGAUUAUGAGCCGUUGGAAGUUACGAGUAGAUGAAAAUGCAGAGUCAACAAGAGUGGUUGUUUUGAAUGAUCCUGGUGUUGGUGAGGCCAUUCGACAGGUAGCUAAACGAUCUGGUAUGCCACCAGAGAGAGUAGCAGAAGAAGCCAUGCGAUCAUUAAAUCGAAUCCAAGAAAGAACACAGUUAUCAUAUGCUUGGUUUGCAGCUUCUUUUCUGCAAAAAGUUCUCAAAAAUAUGUUUAGUGGUAUUUAUAUUCAUCAUGCUGACCUAGAAAAGAUUCGAGAAGCCGUCAAAGGCAAUGAAAAGCGUGUUGUCUAUGUGCCAGUGUCCAAGACGGCACUUGAUCCAGUACUUGUUUGGUUCCUUGCCAUUCGAUAUGAUUUACCUAUUCCUGCAUUAAUUCUAGAUGAAGCAUUGGCUAUUCUAGGUCCCUUUUCAGAUUUAUUGCGUCUUGCAGGCGCCGUAUUUAUCAAAAGAGAUCCACAAUCUCGAUCAACACUAGCCACAGCAGUAACAGCAGCCUACUUGCAACACUUGAUUCAAGAACGGGGUGCACUCACUUUAAUUCUCGAUCAAGUGCGUUCAAGAACAGGUGUUUUUAGAGCACCUUUUAACGACGGUUUGAUCGAUAUGCUUCUCAAGAGUGGCAGUCAAGAUAUCAUGUUUGUUCCAAUCAAUAUCACCUAUGAAGAAGUACCUGAUCUUUCAAUUUUAAUUGGGCAAGACCUUCAGGCAGAAAAACAAAAGAGUAAGCAUCGUCUAAGCGUCGUGAAUCAACUUCAACGAUCCCGUACCACAUCUAAUCGCAUGUCAACACCCAUGAAAGUCUCUAGACCUAGCGAUAGUCGAUCUCAUCGAGUACGCAGUCGAAGUUUAGGAAAUGGAUUCCAUGAAGAAACGAAGUGUGGACCCCUUACUUCCACACAUUGUGGUCGCUUGCUUGUAGGCAUAGGCGCACCUGUGCCUCUGAUGGAAAGCGCACAAGCACUAGCAGACGAAAUACAAAAGGGACAGAAAAAGGCAAUCUUUGUCAGCUCGAUUUCAUUAGUAGCUGCCAUUUUGUUGUACAGUAGAGUAAGAGGUAACUGUAUUGAUCUGGAGACAAUGAAAGAACACAUGAAAUAUCUCUCUGGAGUAAUAAAAGACCAUGGUUACUCUAUGGACUGGCAGGAAUUCGAGGAUAGCGAAACAAUCAUAUUUUACAACAUUCGGUUGCUGGAAAAGAAUUCAAAUAGCGUCUCUAUUGAUGAGCGUGGUAGUGGGUUUAUGUUUCGCAUAUCUACAAGAUCAGAGAACAUUCUUCAGUUGGCUUAUUAUGCAAACCAGCUUCGUGAAAUCUUUGUGCUCGAUUCUAUUUUUGCUGCAACUUAUCUUUCGUUUGAUACAAGAACAAAAGUGUUUGAAACUGUAUUUUUAGAAAGAUUUGAACUCUUGGCAAUUUUGCUCCAGCAUCAGUUCCAUACUUCAUGGGACACAAAGCUUGAAUACGCGAAUUUACGCAAAAAAUAUAAAGGAUACAUUCAAGAAGCUCAAGAUAUGACUAAAGAAAACACAGAAGAAGACAAGGAUGAGGGUGUUGAAGUCGAAGAGGAUGCUACUAUGCUUGAGAGACUGGUUUUUAAGAUCGACAAUACCAAGGAAUACAGUCAAUUAAGUUUAUUAGCAUCAUUUGUGUACCCUAUUAUCGACUCAUUUUGGGUUACACUUUGUGCUCUGUCGGCCUUAAAUGAUGUACGGGCCUUUCCAAUUUCGCUUGUUCCUACUCUUUCGCAAUGGAUUGGAAUGCAUCUUAUUAGUGGAAGAAGAACAAUUUAUAGCGAAGUGCUAUCUAAAGAAUACAGCCAAAAUACGUUGCAGUCACUUAUUCUUAUAGGUGUAUUGGAUAAGAAGUCUGCCAAAUUGGUGUUAUCGCCUGACGCUCAAAUGCUGAUGCAAGCACUAGGUUUAUCUACAAAUGACGAUGUUGUCUUACAACUAGAAAAUAGAGAGAACGAUGAAGCUAUUGUUUUGGACUCGAUAGCCGAACUAUGCAAGAAAGUAGAACAAGUUAGACUACGAGAGGAAGAUGUAGCAGGCUCUGUUCACAUUUAUGAAAAAUGUCAAAAUCAAAUCAAAAGCUUGGCCAAAACAACAGACGGAAACAGCUCAUUUUCUAAGCGACAUGGUGCUAUUGUUGUAGAGCAAAAAGAAGAAGCCAUGAUUCAACUUGGUUAUGCAUUGAUCCAAAGCAUGGACAACAUCCUCUAAAAAUAGGCCUGGAAAACGACAUAAAAAGCAAGCGCCAAUGACAACAGUGUGUUACAUCUUUUGAACCCACGACGAUGAUCUCAAACCCAAAUUUUAGGUUAAAAAACCAAUCAAAAAUACAAAUUGACCUCUUUCUUUUAUUAUUAAAAUGU
Messenger RNA from Gilbertella persicaria, 4311 nucleotides. RefSeq names its product male sterility protein-domain-containing protein. The transcript is spliced from 11 exons. The record is from RefSeq and is a predicted model, not a curated record. Gene Ontology annotation, cellular component: mitochondrial membrane. The coding region runs from base 41 to 4159 and encodes 1372 amino acids. NCBI's taxonomy places the organism in Eukaryota, Fungi, Mucoromycota, Mucoromycetes, Mucorales, Choanephoraceae.